AGGACGCGCGGCAGCGCCAGCCUCGGGGCCGCGCUGGUUAGGUGGGACUCGAGGGCAUUGCCUAGCGCCCAAGCCAUGGUGGCCAAACAGCGGAUCCGGAUGGCCAACGAGAAGCACAGCAAAAACAUCACCCAGAGGGGGAACGUAGCCAAAACCCUGAGGCCGCAAGAAGAGAAAUACCCUGUGGGACCAUGGCUGUUGGCACUGUUUGUUUUUGUUGUCUGUGGCUCAGGUCAACCCAAAACCCUGGCCUUUCCUGGAGACCGCCAGAACUGUCUCGAAACUGUGACACCCAAAGUGGCUGUCACUCCCCUGAGACUGACAAGCAGGAUGUUUGAGGAGCUGGGCAGCCUUGGAGAAGGUCUUCUACUUCACCACAAAGGGAAGACUGAGGACAUGCCUCUGCCGAGAAAGUCCUGCCUCGAGACCUGACAUGGACACUCUGGAAAAGAUGUCUCCUCAGCCACCGGCUCCCUCAAGCUAUCUUUCAGAUCAUUCAGAGCAUAAGGAUGGGCAUGUGAGAAGGCCUGGGGAUUUGACCCUGCCCCCUCCCUCUGGAGGGCGGAGGACCACUUAAGCUUUUAGCCAGGGAUCUGUGGGAAGCACACAGCCACACCGAGUAGAAAAAAAAGGCUCCCUCCAUUGUUCCCUGAUCACUUCAUCGUGGAUGUCAGACCACAUUGCCUUCUCACAGGACAUCUUGGUACAUCCGUGUUCUCGAGCGGAAAGGACAUUUUGCUUUUCUGUUGGUGGGAUUGGUAGCUCCCAGAUGUCUGCGGCAGCACCCUGUCUGGUUUUGCCCCUGGUCUCACAAAUGUAUGUAUGUGGCCCUCCGAAGGAUCACCGGGUUACUUUCUAUGGAUACAGCCUCUCCUCCGUUGGGGAUUGGUUUUACGAAUAAAUGUCUUUGUUCAACCUUA
Messenger RNA from Lynx canadensis (Canada lynx), 920 nucleotides. It is a transcript of the gene SERP2, whose product is annotated as stress associated endoplasmic reticulum protein family member 2. The record is from RefSeq and is a predicted model, not a curated record. Gene Ontology annotation, biological process: endoplasmic reticulum unfolded protein response. The coding region runs from base 76 to 432 and encodes 118 amino acids. The transcript has 5 exons. NCBI's taxonomy places the organism in Eukaryota, Metazoa, Chordata, Mammalia, Carnivora, Felidae. Gene Ontology annotation, cellular component: endoplasmic reticulum.